GAGAGAAAAACAAAAUGGAUUCCUUCCCUUUACUGGCGGCUCUAUUCCUCAUCACCGCCGCAACAUGGUUGAUCUCCUUCUGGCGCCGGAAGAGCCUCCCGCCCGGGCCAACUCCCCUCCCCAUCAUCGGAAACAUUCUGCAGGUGGGGUCCCAACCCCACGAGGCAUUCGCGGAAUUAUCGAAGCAAUACGGCUCUCUGAUGUCCAUCCACCUCGGCAGCCUGUACACCGUUGUCGUCUCCUCCCCGGAGAUGGCCAAGGAAAUCCUGCUAAAACACGGGCAGGUUUUCUCCGGCCGAACCACGGUGGAAGCGCUGGCGGCGUGCGGCCACAACAAGUACUCCAUUGGGCUGAUGCCCGUGGGGGACGAUUGGCGCGACAUGAGGAAGAUAUGCAAGGAGCAGAUGUUCUCGAGCCAGUGCUUGGAGAGAAGCCAACAACUCCGCAGGCAGAAUCUGCAGCAACUGCUCGGCCACGUCCAGAAAUGCGCGGAGGAUGGCAGGGCCAUUAAUAUCAACGAGGCCGCAUUCAUCACCACGCUCAACCUCAUGUCGGCCACUCUCUUCUCGAUCAAGGCCACUGAGUUCGACUCCUCAACCACCAUGGAGUUCAAGGAGAUCAUGGAAGGCGUCGCCAGCAUCGCCAGCGUGCCUAACUUGGCCGACUUCUUCCCCAUCUUGAGGCCUUUCGACCUGCAGGGGGUCAAGCGCCUGGCCGAGGUUAACAUCGGCAGAUUGCUGCGUUUAAUCGAGGGCUAUAUCAAUGAGAGGAUCAGCGUCCGAAGAGAGAAUCCUAAUGCUCCGAAGAAGGAUGACUUCUUGGAUGUCAUUGUGGAUUCUCUUCAGGCCAAAGAUAACAAGUUGACGCCCAAACACUUUAACCAUCUCUUGCUGGAAUUGUUGGUUGGAGGAGCAGAGACGAACAUGACUGUGAUUGAGUGGAUAAUGCAAGAGUUAGUAUCGCACCCGGACAAAAUAGCGAAGGUGAAGGCUGAGCUGAAAAGCGUGAUGGGGGACGAGAAGGUGUUGGACGAAUCAAAGAUAUCGAAGCUUCCGUAUCUGCAGGCAGUGGUGAAGGAGUCGUUACGACUCCACCCUCCGGCCGCUAUGCUCGUUCCCCGUAAAGCAGAGAGCGACCAAGUGGUGAACGGGUACCUGAUCCCCAAGGGAACACAGGUGCUGGUCAACGAGUGGGGUAUGGGUAGGGACCCCAAAAUUUGGAAGAAUCCGCUUUCAUUUGAGCCGGAACGAUUUCUUGAUCAGAAGAUAGACUUUAAAGGCCAAGAUUUCGAGCUGAUUCCGUUCGGGUCUGGUAGAAGGGUCUGCCCGGGUAUGCCGUUGGCCAACCGGAUUCUGCAUACAGUGCCGGCAACUCUGGUUCACAACUAUGAUUGGAAACUGGAGCGGCCGAACGCGAGCGAUGAUGAAGCGAAGGGUGUGUUUUUAGGGUUUUCGGUCCGCCGAGCUGUUCCGCUGAAGAUCAUCCCAUACAAGAAGGCAUGAUGUUCCCAGUUUGAUGUCUAAAUAAAUUUGUACUCUUGUAUUGUUACUGCCACAGUUGCGUUAUAAUGCUAACUUUUCUUAAAUUGCUAA
Messenger RNA from Salvia hispanica, 1592 nucleotides. Its product is annotated as ferruginol synthase 1-like. NCBI's taxonomy places the organism in Eukaryota, Viridiplantae, Streptophyta, Magnoliopsida, Lamiales, Lamiaceae. Gene Ontology annotation, molecular function: monooxygenase activity; iron ion binding; heme binding. The record is from RefSeq and is a predicted model, not a curated record.